UCAGAGAGCGAGAAAACGGUGGUCCAGCUGAAAAAAAAGAACACAGCCUACUUCACCUUCCAACUUCCAACGACAUCAACAUGUUGCAGCAUUCUCGAAGGGCCUUAUCCAAUAUUGCCGCUGGAUCUGAGGUUUCGACGAGCACCGAGGAGCUGAAGAUCGAUCUUCUGAAUCUCCUUACAAGCGCUUUCGUUGACUUGUUCGCGAUUUACUUCGCCUCCUAUGCGUCACUCAGGGUCUGGAAAGCUUUCGAGGCUUACGAUGCCAAUCAUCAUGUUGGAACGCCCAUGAAGCGCUGCAAAUUCUGGGCACCCUUGGUUUUCUCGCUAGUUGGCCUCGUAUUUUGGUUUGGAAUGUGGUAUUCUGCCGCUGCCGACCUCGAAACUCUUAGCGUCUGGAUGGUUGGAGCUUCUGUCGCUAUUUUUGCUACUGUUGGGAUUUCUGCUCCUCUUUUGGCUGUGUUCACUGAUGCUGAAGUGCACCGCGUUGUUGGGAAGGGCUGGAUCUUCCCUGUCAUCCGUCGGGUCAAGGAGCACAAAAGGCAUGCUUGCCGCAUCGUGGGUUUAUCCGCCGUUCUCGGCGUAUGUGCAGCCGUAUCGUUCCAUCACUCUAUCCUCAGCUUUGCUGUCGGCGGAGUUGUGUAUGCUUUCGUCGUUCAGCCUAGCUUGAUCUCUCCUCGAGGCUGGAUGUCCAUUCGUGGGAUGAUCAUUUUCAUAUAUGCCACAGUGCUCCUCUGCCUUUCUUUCACCGCAGUGGUCGUAUUCAGCGUGACGACCAAGGAAGAAUCUGGUCAAGAAAGUGUGUUCGUUCCAAUAGCUGAGAAGACGUUCCCAUUCAGUCGUCUCGUCGGGCACCUUAUGAAUGGAUAUGUUGGUGUUCUCGCUGCGUUGAUUCUUCGCUAUGAAUAUACUUUGUCUCCUGACCGUGUGCUGGUGGAGAACCCCGAUCUCGAUUCAAACACUAAUGUUGCAACCCCCGAGAAGCGACUCAAGACGGAUACCCCUGCGGCUGAGGUAGCCCGACCUACCGUGCGCGUUCCUCGUGCUAUCUCUUCCUUCUCAGCACCUUUGUUCCACAUGACCCUCAUUGCGUAUUUCCUUGUCCACGUACCCGCUCUCAUCCUCGCCACUCCAUUCUUCCAGUACCUUUGGAAAGCCACGUCACCGCCUACCAUCCACCAUUCUUCUUCGUUCUCAUGGUCGAAAUGCCUCCUCAGGUCUACGUUCCCCUCUUCGUUCCUACGGUUGUCGUCAUUGCAGCUCUCGUUAGGAAAGACGGAUGUGUACUGUGGAGGCAUGCUGAGAGGUGGGUUCUGCCCGUCCCUGAAAAAGCGGGCGUUGAAGGGGGUAAGGCUGGUGCGGCAGUCGAAACUGCUCCACUCCUUGCCUAGUUUUUUUUUUUUUUUUUUUUCACCUGGCUUCGAGAUCUCGGACAGAAAUCAGGAGUUACUAUCUUUGUGUUUGGUUUUGAUUGUCUCACUGAUACGACAAAGUACUGCUGUCAUUAUAAGUCUAUGACCACCGUCCUUGACAGCCCAAGUUCUACAAGUGGAGAAGUCAUUCUGAAGAAGAAACUCGGAGGGAUGUGCAUCGUCCAUAACCCAAGGGGCAAAUAUGAAAGCUGCAAGGCAGAAGAAUGGGCACAUGAGUUGAUUGUUUACUUGGCCCGUGUAGAGGAAGCCAGCA
Messenger RNA from Cantharellus anzutake, 1685 nucleotides. RefSeq lists its product as uncharacterized. The transcript has 6 exons. Bases 81 to 1517 code for a protein of 478 amino acids. Lineage: Eukaryota; Fungi; Basidiomycota; Agaricomycetes; Cantharellales; Hydnaceae. The record is from RefSeq and is a predicted model, not a curated record.